UCUUUUAGAACCUUCUGGGGCUUGUAGUUCUAAUUACGGCACGUCUCAAUUCAUUUAACGCCUGCUGCGCUGUUAUAAAAACUACAUUUUCCGUUACAACAACGUGACACAGCUAGCCAAAGCGUUUAGGGAUUGUAGUUCUUAAUAGUGCCCGAAAUACUUAAAGGUCGUGCUUCUUGCGCCAAAACGGACUACAACUCCCAGAUUACCAAGCGCCGUCGCAAUGCCAUACAUCGCUGCGUCCAUCGGAAAGGUUGUUAAACUCCGCGAUAGGCACAUCGCUGACCAAAACACAAAUAAAUCUGCAGUUUGUGGCUUAGCGUCAAAAACAUGGAGGUGAUCGAGACUGUCGUGAUACCGAAUACGGAAGUGGAGGGCGUGUCUAAUAUAGACACCGAUAAAACUAAAGCAGAGUUUAUUUGGACGCUGCAGGCCACAUGGCACCUCGUCAGCACGCGGUUGGAAAUGGAUCAGGCUUUUGACCAGCCCGUAUGCAAGAAAAAGAAACUCUGGGAACGGGUGGCGGAGAAGGUGAACGCCAAACUGAGGGGGUCGGGGGCCACCGACGUCACCGUGAGGGCGUACGAGUGCGACCUCAAGUGGAGGAACAUGCUGGCCACGUACAGGAAGAACGCCGACAGGUGCAGGCGGCUGGGCGCGGCCGGCGUCCACUGGGAGUUCUUCAGAGCCAUGCACGAGGUCCUGGGCAGGAGCAGGGAGGAGGUGGAAGCUCAGCGCCGGGCCAAGCUCAGCGGAACCAGAGUGGGCAGGGCUAUGGCCAGCAAGAGGUUCACGCCCAUCCUCCCCACGCCGUCGCAGCCUCCCGGCGGCGGUGCCRCCGCUUGCCCCGCCAGACCCCCGCAGGACGUGCUGCAGCUGUACAUGGAGCUGCAGGAGAGGAAGCUGAACAUGUGGGCGCAGCAGAAAGCUCUGGAGGAGAGGAAGGUCGACGCCAUCAACAACCUGGCCCAGGCCAUCUCGGGCCUGGCUCAGAUCAUCAGCACCUCAAAGGAUGGACCGUAGACCAGAGAGGACUUUUAUCUAACGGUUAACACCUAACAACGGGUCAUUUUUUUCUUUUAUUGGACACUUUUAACUGUUAAAGUGUUCAGAUUUAUAUUUUUAACAGCCCUUGUUUUGAAGGACGUAGCUUUAUUUUUAUACCUGAGGAGGCUGAGGUCCUUCUGUGUCUGCA
Messenger RNA from Austrofundulus limnaeus, 1195 nucleotides. RefSeq lists its product as uncharacterized. Lineage: Eukaryota; Metazoa; Chordata; Actinopteri; Cyprinodontiformes; Rivulidae. The record is from RefSeq and is a predicted model, not a curated record. The coding region runs from base 331 to 1023 and encodes 230 amino acids. The transcript is spliced from 2 exons.